Pipistrellus nathusii (Nathusius's pipistrelle) is the source of this 2607-nucleotide messenger RNA. NCBI's taxonomy places the organism in Eukaryota, Metazoa, Chordata, Mammalia, Chiroptera, Vespertilionidae. The record is from the annotation of a GenBank genome assembly.
AUGACAGCUGACAAGGAGAAGAAGAGGAGCAGCUCGGAGAGGAGGAAGGAGAAGUCUCGGGAUGCAGCAAGGUGCCGAAGGAGCAAGGAGACGGAGGUUUUUUACGAGCUGGCCCACGAGCUGCCCUUGCCUCACAGUGUGAGCUCCCACCUGGACAAGGCCUCCAUCAUGCGGCUGGCUAUCAGCUUCCUGCGAACACACAAGCUCCUGUCCUCAGUUUGCUCUGAAAAUGAGUCUGAAGCUGAGGCUGACCAGCAGAUGGACAACCUGUACCUGAAGGCCUUGGAGGGUUUCAUUGCCGUGGUGACCCAGGAUGGUGACAUGAUCUUUCUGUCAGAAAACAUCAGCAAGUUCAUGGGACUCACACAGGUGGAGCUCACAGGACACAGCAUCUUUGACUUUACUCAUCCCUGUGACCAUGAGGAGAUCCGUGAGAACCUGAGUAUCAAAGACGGCUCUGGCUUUGGGAAGAAAAGCAAAGACAUGUCUACAGAGCGGGACUUCUUCAUGAGGAUGAAGUGCACUGUCACCAACAGAGGCCGCACCGUCAAUCUCAAGUCUGCCACCUGGAAGGUCUUGCACUGCACUGGCCAGGUGAAGGUCUACAACAACUGCCCCCCACAUGGGGGUCUCUGCGGCUACAAGGAGCCCCUGCACUCCUGCCUCAUCAUCAUGUGCGAGCCCAUCCAGCACCCAUCACACAUGGACAUCCCCCUGGACAGCAAGACCUUCCUGAGCCGCCACAGCAUGGACAUGAAGUUCACCUACUGCGAUGACAAAAUCACAGAACUGAUUGGUUACCAGCCAGAGGAGCUGCUCGGUCGCUCAGCCUACGAGUUCUACCAUGCACUGGACUCGGAGAACAUGACCAAAAGUCACCAGAACCUGUGCACCAAGGGUCAGGUGGUGAGCGGCCAGUACCGCAUGCUGGCAAAGCACGGGGGCUACGUGUGGCUGGAAACGCAGGGGACGGUCAUCUACAACCCGCGCAACCUGCAGCCCCAGUGCAUCAUGUGUGUGAACUACGUCCUGAGUGAGAUUGAGAAGAACGACGUGGUGUUCUCCAUGGACCAGACGGAAUCCCUGUUCAAGCCGCACCUGAUGGCCAUGAGCGGCAUCUUCGAGAACAGUGACGAGGUGGCCGUGUCUGAGCAGAGCCACCUCCUGUUCACCAAGCUGAAGGAGGAGCCGGAGGAGCUGGCCCAGCUGGCCCCCACUGCGGGAGAUGCCAUCAUCUCUCUGGACUUCGGGAACCAGAGCUUUGAGGAGUCGUCAGCCUAUGGCGAGACCAUGCUGGCCCCCAACCAGUCGUGGGCUGAGGAGCUGAGGAGCCACAUUGCCCAGAGCGAGGCCAGCCUGCCCGCCUUCACCAUGCCCCAGGCGGCCACGCCAGGGGACACCAGCCCCAGCGCCACCAGCAGCAGCUGCUCCACGCCUGGCAGCCCUGAGGACUAUUACACAUCUCUGAAUGACGAUCUGAAGAUGGAGAUGAUUGAGAAGCUUUUUGCCAUGGAUACAGAGGCAAAGGACCAGUGCAGCACCGAGCUGGAUUUCAAUGAGCUGGACCUGGAGACACUGGCACCCUACAUCCCUAUGGACGGGGAAGACUUCCAGCUGAGCCCCAUCUGCCCCGAGGAGAAGCUCGGGCCCGAGAACCCACAGUUCCUUCCGCAGCAGUGCGUCAGCACCAUGACAAGCAUCUUCCAGCCGCUGGCCCCCAUGCCCGCGCCUGGCCCCUUCCUCCUGGACAAGUACCAGCAGCAGCUGGAGAGCAAGAAGACGGAGCCUGAGCACCGGCCCAUGUCCUCCAUCUUCUUCGAUGGCGGGAGCAAGGUGUCCCUGCCAUCGUGCUGUGGCCAGGCCAGCACCCCUCUCUCUUCUUUGGGGGGCAGAUUCAACACACAGUGGCCCCCUGAUCCGCCCUUACAUUUCAGGCCCCCCAAGUGGCCUGGGGGAGAUCAGCACUCGGAGGCUUUGGGGAUAUCGCCGUCGGGGCCCCCUGCCUCCUCCCCGCAUCUCUCCAUGUUCAAGAAGAGGUCUGCAAAGGGCUUCAGGCCUCAGGGCCCCGAUGCGAUGAGCCCGGCCAUGGUAGCCCUCUCCAACAAGCUGAAGCUGAAGCGACAGCUGGAGUAUGAGGAGCAAGCCUUCCAGGACAUGAGUGGGGGGGACCCUCCAGGAGGCAGCCCUUCACAUCUGAUGUGGAAAAGGAUGAAGAGUCUCAGGGGCUGUGGCAACUGCCCUCCCAUACCUGACAAGCGGCUGCGCGCCCACGUCCCCAGUGAUGAGUUCACCCAAAACCCCAUGAGGGGCCCGAGCCAGCCUCUGAGACACCUGCCGCCGCCACAGCCACCAUCCGCCGUGAACGCCGAGGAGAACGCCAAGAGCAGGUUCCCUCCGCAGUGCUGCGCCUUUCAGUACCAGGACUACAGCCUGCCUCCGGCUCACAAGGCACCAGGUGUGGCAAGCCGGCUGCUCGGGCCCUCGUUUGAGCCCUACCUGCUGCCCGAAUUGACCAGAUAUGACUGUGAGGUGAACGUUCCUGUGCCAGGAAGCUCCACACUCCUGCAAGGAGGGGACCUUCUCAGAGCCCUAGACCAGGGCACCUGA